AAGCAAUUGAGUUUUGUUAAUUCAGUUUAUUUUGUAUCGUGAGUUCAUAAAGUGUGCUAAAUCGGAGCAGAUAUAUUUAAUGGAAGCUGAUCAGCUUUAAGUUUAUUUUAUAAUAAAAAAAAAUUAUGACAAUAAUAUUUAAAUUUAUUAAAACAAGAGUAUUAUAGUUCGUGAAGCACGAAAUCUUUGAUAAUCAAAAAAUAGUGGAACAGUAUGUCAUCGACUUUAAUGAUAUUUUUCAUCAUAACAAUAUGUUUGCAUUUAAUGGCAGUUUUAUGCAUGUACGAAGAGCAUAAAAAACCUACAUAUAUUGAAGGACGUGUGGGUGGUUAUGUUGUGUUCAAUUGUCCGCUUGAGUUUCCACAGGAGAAUUAUCCUAUUCCGUAUCAUCUUCAUUGGAGAAAAGAUAAUAAAUUAAUUUUCUCAUGGUACGGAAGCGAUACUCAAGUAGCAGGACAAUUUAGUGGUCGAAUUCAUCUAGUUGAUAAUAAAAUAGGCAUUGGAAAAGCAUCAAUAAAUCUAACAUCUGUUCGAGAUUCAGAUACUGGAUGGUACGAGUGUAAAAUGAGUUAUCCGAAUCGUUCACCACAAACACGUAACAAUGGGACAUGGUUUCACUUAAGUGUUGAUGGCGGCACAUUAUUGAAAAUACCACCAGUAAAUCAAACAGUCCUUGAAUUUGAAUCUGCUUACUUUCAUUGCUCUGUUAAAAAUACUGAUACGAUGUUUGUUACAUGGUUUAAGGAUGAUGAACUUUUAUCUCAGUUUCCUGAUUUAUCAUCGAGGACUGUUAUGGGCGCUGAUGGAAGCUUGCUAAUCACACCUACUAUAAUGACUGACUUAGGAAUGUUUAAAUGCCGUGUUCGGAACAAUGUAGGGGAAGAAGAAGAAGCUUCUGCUUUUUUAAAUGUACAAUAUAAGGCAAAGGUGAUUUAUUCACCUAAAGAAGUCUACUUUGCAUUUGGUCAAACAGCUAUUUUAGAUUGUCACUUUCGUUCAAACCCUCCUCUCACCAACUUGAGAUGGGAAAAAGAUGGAAUCUUAUUUGACCCAUAUAAUGUUCGAGAUGUUUAUUAUAAACGAAAUGGAAGCUUAUAUUUCAGUGAAGUUGAUGAUUUGCAUUCUGGAAAGUAUACAUGUACACCAUUCAAUGAACUAGGAACAGAUGGUCCAUCAUCAAUAAUCAAUGUGAUUGUACAACACCCACCUGAAUUUACUUUGAAACCAAAAUCAGUUUAUAUACAGAAACUUAACGAUUCAUUAACAAUGCAUUGUUCAGCUCAUGAUAAACACACUGAUGAAGAUCGAUCGCUUAUAGCUUGGACCCGUAAAGAUGGUUUAGCUUUACCUUACGGAAGACACCAUGUUGAUGGAGGAAAUUUAACACUUGAAAAUAUAACCGCUCCUGAUAGAGGUGUUUACAUUUGUUCUGCGAUUAAUGAAGCUGCAAGAAUCGAGACAGAGGCGGAACUAAUGAUUGAAACUUUCUCACCCAAAGCUCCAUCAAAUCUUACCGCAAAUAGUACUAAAGAUUCAGUAACCAUUUACUGGACCCAAAAUUAUCUCCGACCUGACCUUAAAUUUACUGUUUGGUAUCGUUUAUCAGACGGCCUUGAAUGGAGAACUCGUCAGUUAAGUUCUAGUAAAAAAUAUGAAGCAACAAUAGACAAUCUUGAACCUGCAAGGGAAUAUGAAUUUAUGGUUUUGUCACAAGAUCGAUACAAUGAUGGCCUUUUUAGUAAACCAUAUAGAUAUAGAACAAAAGCUCAUGACUAUGAGGAACCAUCUGAACUACCUAAAAGUACUUUACAAUUUUCGCAAAUUGGCCCACCUCGUAAUGUUUCUGUAAAAUUGAAUGAAGAUGGUUAUUUUGUUUCAUGGGAUGCACCUGAAUUUGGUCAAGAUCAAUUUGGUCUUUAUAUAAUCCGAUGGUUUUUAGAACCAGAGCAUGAAUUAUGUGGAUCAAUAGAAACGAGAAAUAAUUCUUAUACAGUUCCUGAAGAUAAAUUAGAUGACGGUGUUUCGUACAGCUUUCAAGUAUCAUCAGUUUCAACAUACAGUUACGAGGCAGCAAGUGAUCUCUAUAAAAUUGCUACACCCCAAUAUCGUAUUGUGCAAGCUAUAACAAUCGGAGCAGUCGGAUUGCUUAUUUUGUUAGCACUUGCUGGCAUUUUGUUCUAUAUGAAGCGACAUUUAUUCACAUCAAAUUACUCAAAUGAUGAUAAAGUUUAAGAAUAAUUUUAUUAAAAGUUUAAAUGGAGUUGAAGAAUUAAAACGAAGCUUUUAUAUCGAUGCCAAAGACUUUUCUAUU
Messenger RNA from Chironomus riparius, 2311 nucleotides. NCBI's taxonomy places the organism in Eukaryota, Metazoa, Arthropoda, Insecta, Diptera, Chironomidae. The record is from the annotation of a GenBank genome assembly.